UCCAAGCGCAGGCGAGGGCAUUUCUUCAGGGAGGCAUCUGCAGGAGGAGCCUCUGCCUGUUUGGGCACGUGGUGCCAAAGGGUGCAAUUCUCCAGCAGGGUCUCCCAGCUGGAAACGAAUGGACCAGGGAGGAGAGUCAGGGUGAGGCGGAGCAGCCGCUCCUCUCACUUCGGCGAGCCCAGCUCCAGUGUCUCCAGCAGCGUUCCCGACCGCUCGCCCGCGCCAGCGGGUACCGCCGACGGCCGAAUCCCGGCGGCAAACGGCUUCCGAGGGCUGAUGGAGGGGCAGAGACCAGGCUGCAAAGCUGCAGCUGCCGUCCUAGCUGGGUCCUUGCUCUCCUCCAUCCUCCGAGCCGCCGGGGUCAGAGCCCUGCGGGGCUCCCCGCCGCUGCCGCUGCCGGAGGAUGCGAUCCCGGAGAACGUCAGCUGGGCUGCUGAGGAAUCCCGGGGCAACGAAUCCUCGGAGCACGCGUUUUUCUCUCUGGAUUACCAGCACGUCCAAGUCCCCUUCGAAAUCACGCUCUGGAUCAUGCUUGCCUCCUUGGCCAAAAUAGGGUUUCACCUAUAUAACAAGCUCCCUUCUGUCGUUCCCGAAAGCUGUUUAUUGAUAUUUGUAGGACUCAUCAUGGGGGGCAUCAUCUAUGGCUUAAACGACAAGUCACCGCCUGUUAUGGACAGCGACAUCUUUUUCCUCUACCUCCUGCCACCCAUCGUCCUUGACGCAGGUUACUUCAUGCCCAGCCGUCCCUUUUUUGAGAACAUGGGCACUAUCCUCCUCUACGCGGUCGUGGGGACGAUAUGGAACGUGUUUGGGAUCGGUUUUUCCCUGUACGGGAUCUGCCAGGUGAAAGCCUUUCGCCUGCAGGACGUGUCGUUGCUCCACAACCUCCUGUUCGGCAGCCUGAUCGCCGCCGUGGAUCCCGUGGCGGUGUUAGCGGUCUUCGAAGAGAUCCACGUCAACGAAAAGCUCCACAUUUUGGUCUUCGGCGAAUCGCUCCUGAACGACGCGGUGACGGUGGUGCUCUACAAGCUAUUUCGUUCUUUCUGUGAAAUGCCAACCAUCAAAAGCGUGGAUGUUUUUGCUGGAGUCGGAAAAUUCUUUGUGGUUGGGCUAGGAGGAGUAUUAGUAGGUCUUACUUUUGGGAUGACUGCCGCCUUUACCACGCGAUUCACCAAGGAUAUUCGCGUCAUCGAACCGCUCUUUGUCUUCCUGUACAGCUAUCUUUCCUACCUCACCGCCGAAAUGUUUCACCUUUCGGGGAUUGUGGCCAUCAUUGCUUGUGCCAUGGGCAUGAAACGUUACGUGGAGGCCAACAUCUCUCUGAAGUCUCACACCACAGUCAAAUACUUCAUGAAGAUGUGGAGCAGUGUUAGCGAUACCCUCAUCUUCAUCUUUCUUGGAGUUUCCACCAUUGGAGAAAAUCAUGAGUGGAACUGGCCAUACAUUUGCUUCACUGUCAUUUUCUGUCUCAUUUGGAGAGCACUAGGGGUUCUCGUGCUGACUUUCUUUGUGAAUAGAUUUCACGUGAACACCAUCACCAGCAAAGACCAAUUCAUUAUAGCGUAUGGGGGUCUCCGAGGGGCCAUUUGUUUCUCUUUGGUGUUCUUGCUUCCUGACUUUCACAGAAAGAAGCUCUUCAUUGCAGCAACAACUGUUGUCAUCCUCUUCACCGUGUUCGUACAGGGAAUGACCAUCCGUCCUCUCGUUGACUUGUUGGCUGUCAAGAGGGAAAGGGAGAGUGCUCCCACAGUGGGAGAGCAGAUCCAUAUUCGGUUCUUGGAUCAUUUGCUGGCUGGCAUUGAAGAUAUAUCUGGACACUGGGGACAGUAUUACUGGAAAGACAAAUUAGAAUAUUUCAACAGCAAAUACCUGCAGAAGAUCCUGCUUCGAGAAUACGACCAGCCAAAAUCAAGUAUCGUGCUUCUCUAUGAAAAGCUGGAGCGGAAACACGCCAUUGAGCUGGCAGAAGCAGGGCAGCUGGGUCAUGCUCCGUCUCAUCCAUCCUUGCUCAACAACGACAGGACUGUCAAAAUAGACAAAAAAUUGGAGGAUGCUCUGAAUCCGGAUGUCCUGGAAAAUAUACAGGAAAUAUUGGCAAGGAACCUGUACCGAAUAAGGAGAACGGGGCCGGCGUACAACAGGCACACGCUUCCCGGCGAGACCGAGCCCGUGGAGCACGCCAAGGAGAUCCUGAUCCUCCGGCACAAGAGCCUGCGGGUGGAAGUGAGCGGAGGCGGCACGGCCAGCUCCAGGAAGGAGAAGGAUGACUCCUACUCGGCGCAGGGCGUCUCUGGCCCGCAGCCCAAGCUGUGCCGUUCCUUCACCGUGAGGAAUGCAGAAAAGGUUCGGGAAGUGGAACGGAACAGGUCGAAGUCGGUGUGUGUCAUCCCACCGCCGCAGCCCAGCGGUGCGGCCUGGGGUGAGAAGAAAGACAUGGAGAAAGAGCUGACUUUGGAGAUGUAAAAGCACAAGUGAUGCUGCUGGCUUCCCAUCAGGGAUAUGACUCUGUUGCAUGGAUGGGUACUAUACAUGUAGAUAAUGUAUAUAAGAUGCAUACUGGAAAGGACAGCAUGGACAGGGUAAAAUAUUCUGAGUGGUUUGCAUCGAAGUAUGUGCUCUUAUUGCACAAUGCUGUUUUUUAAUGGGAACCAAGGGAAAAGAUGCACAGCGGAGCACCUGCAAUGCAAGGUAAUAUCUGAGAGAGAAUUUCUAAGAAAUGUCUAGGAAAAAUUUGUUCACUCUGAGAAAAUUGCUGAAACUCUCUACAACUGCAAGAAAGGAUGUUUUAAUAAGGUGAGAUAUUAGAUCUUCUCAUUAAUCAGCAGGGAUAGACUAAACAGCAGGGAACAUUUAGAUUAUAUAUUAGGAAAAACUUUAUAAUCUCAAAAAAGGGUUUUAUUAGGCGAUGGAACAUGCCACCAGGAAAGACAGCAGAAACAGCGAAAGAUCUCUUCUGCUCCUGAGGAACUGAUGGGUCCUGACGAUGAACGUUAGUCAUGUGAAGUCCCAAGUUAAAUCAUAUAGUUAAAUAAGGUGUUGUGUCUUACCAGAGGGUCUGUCCCACACCUAGACACAGUUCUUCUAAUGAAAACUUAUUACAGCUGUGUUAAAAGGGGAAAAUACAUUCUCACUGAUUUUUUUAAAAUUUUUUUAAGGAAUGGUUCACCUCAAAAAAUAAAACAGGGACGCUCCAAACCCAGUGGCGAUACCAGAUGAGCGUGCCAGCCCUUAAAUAGAUGGGCAAGCCUUGUGCUGUGGCUGGUUGUUUGCAGCAAGCCUGCAAAGAUUCUCUAAGCUGAUCUCCGCUGCCGUAGCCGAGAGCUGCAGGGUCAGGGGAGGUUUGAACGCGUCGCCUUAGAAGACGUGGCAGGGAGAGGGACCCAAAACCUUGCUGCUGUGGAGCGCUUCUGCCAGGAAAGGUGUGAUCCCCUUUGCAGAGCAGGUGCAGGGAAACUCCAGGGAUAGUACCUGAGGAAGACAGAUAUCUCCACAUUUGGGUAAUUUUCUUUGAAACUCCAGGUGUUCAAGCCUUCAAAUUCUUGUCCUUAGCUGAACUCGAUGGGGUAAGUUUUAGCAUUGCAAACAUCAACAUUUUUCUUUCUCUUCCCCUUCCUCUGCAUUGAAGGAUCCAAGAGUAUUUAAUCUGACCAAGUGGAUCUUUCCAAAAUAAAAAUAAACAAAACUAUAGGAAUUCGCAUACUCCCCUCCAUGAUAUUUUUGGACUUCCAGAGCCAAUCAUCUCCUGUGUCCAGAAAGACUCCGUUAGGAGACCACUGCCUGGUACACUGGGGCUUUCUCUUUAACUUAAAGACACAAAAUUGCAUGUGUUUGCUUUGCAAUGACAUGGAGGUGUCAUUUUCAUUUGAACAAACUCCUUUAUAGUGUCCUGAUAUAAGCUGAUGUAGUCCAUUUUGACUUGAAGGCCACUCUUCACUGCCCCAUCACUGGAAAUUCACCUCACUGCAAAUGAAAAUUGGACCUUUUAGCCUUAUAUGUGUAUUUUGAGUGUGUAUAUACAUAUAUGUACAUCUUUAUUGAUUUUAGUAUAAGUCGAUCGUCGUCAUCAGUUACUUUAUUAAAAUUUUGGUUUGUCUCUUACUUUAACCCAUCUUGCGUGGGAGUCGUGGAUUAGUCUACACUUUGUUUAGAAAACUGCCCAUCUUUGAAUAUGUUGUAAGAUACAACAUACGUGAAUAUGUUGUAAUGUACUACGUUUCUCUUUCAAUUAAAUAUGCUGUGUUAUGA
Molecule: messenger RNA, 4245 nt
Organism: Aquila chrysaetos chrysaetos
Lineage: Eukaryota; Metazoa; Chordata; Aves; Accipitriformes; Accipitridae
Product: sodium/hydrogen exchanger 2-like
Exons: 12
Coding region: 277-2463 (728 amino acids)
Biological process (GO): regulation of pH; proton transmembrane transport; sodium ion transport
Cellular component (GO): membrane
Molecular function (GO): sodium:proton antiporter activity
Source: RefSeq, a predicted model, not a curated record